UAAUUCACAGUAACAGCAGCCUUUAGACCUCUGCGCAAAUGAAUGGUUUGGCUUGUCUAAAUAAACACAAGCAUGGAAUCAGGGAUACCUGAUCGAUUCCCUAAAUGUGAAGAUGUACACAUCUUCAGUGUAUACAGGCAGUACAGGAAGGAAUCCAAGCCCGGGCAGCUGCAGCAUUGGAUUGCACUCAAGCCGUCAAUGGGUACACCGAGCCCGCUGCGAUCCGGGCUCCCUUCGACUCCCGGCAGGGACUUCCCCAGCCCGCCGCCGCCGACUCGCGUAAGUAACGCGCCUCCCCGCGCCGCGCAGGCGGGGAUGGGGGCGGGCGGUAGGGGCGAGGGAGAGACGGGACACGGACGUCUUUGUCGGGUGACAUUCGAGGCGAGAAGCCGGCGCCGGCGCCACUCGGCAAGGGACGGUGAGGCUGCCCUGUUGCCGUGGGUGGAGGGGCUGCGCGGUGCUCCGCGCCCUGCGCAUCCCCGGGCAGCCGCCGGCAUGGGAGGUGCUCCCCAGGGCUGCUGUCCCUUCCCCUCAGCGUCAGGUCUGGAAGACGUCCUGGCCAGGAACAGGAAGGUGUCAGUGGAGAGUGACAACCUACAAAACAGUCGUCAUUUAUAUUUUAUUAGUUUUUUCUUUCUCCAUUUCCCCCUAGUCUUAUGGUCAGUGCAACUAAUCAUAGUUCUUUGAUAAUUUAUGCUUCUUCAGCCAUGGCAACAAAAACUGGCCAGCCUCUGCCCUUGACCUAACUCCUCAGCUCCCAAGUUUUCCAGCUACUGCAUUGUUUGUUUCCAAAAUACAAUGCAUACAGUGCUGAACUGCAACACUUGUCAGAAGAUUUGUCUGAAAGCACCACAACCCGGGGAUUAGCGGACUCAGAAAAAAAAAAAUGAAAAAGAGGAAAAAAAAUUUUUUUUACUUAUGCAGUACUGGGAAGCUCUCUUGAUGUAUUCUACUUACCUGAUGCAGAGAAACUAGGUCAAAAAAUAUUUUGGUUGGUUUGUUUGCUUCUGCGCUGGGAAUCAUCUCCAUGCUUUGACAGUCGGUCCUCUCGAAGGUGUCACUGGGCGGCUACAUGUCGCUUGGACCGAGAACUUUCGGUCUGUCCUUCCCCCUUCCCCGAACACAAGCAGGCCAUCGGCAAGGCCUGAACCGGAGUGCGAGGAGCAGCGAGGGGUCGGACGGACCUCUCCUUCCCUUGCUGCCCAGCAGCGGUGCUCUGGCACCAUGCAGGAAGCUGGAUCUCUGUUAGAUUAGAGAACGGACGUUAAAAGAUAUCUCUGGAGGUGGGGAAAGUGGCCUGGGGAUACCAAACAUGAAGGAGAUAUUUCACUCUUACCUUCGGUAGGUAAGAACCUACCAAGCAUUUCUACUUAAGAAACACGAGCAAGAGAGAUAGGUGAGUGUGUCUAUACUCAAACCAUGGGCAGGGAGAGUAAAAGUAGGUGCAAGCUUAAAACUAAGCUUGAGCAAUGUUGAGGCAUCAUUUUGAGACACAGAAGGGCUUGGUAGUCCCCAAUGGGUGGCACUGAAGCUCCCACUCGUGCAGUCCUGCAGCGAAGGACCGCACCACUCAUCAGCCCGCGGGCGCCAGACGUACCUCACACGCAGGGGCAGAACUGCAGAAGUACCCACGGACCAAAACAUCAAACCUGGCUGUUGGGCAGGGAAUUCUCUCCCGGUCCCUCUUCGCCCAGCGUGACCAGGUAGGAGGCAACCCGCCGGUGGCCGGGCGGAGGUGGCGAGGGUGGCGAGACGCCGGCGACCCUGCGCGGCUCCGGCGCACCUCGGGCCCCGCAGCGCCCUCGCCCCGCUCCUGCGCCCUUUUUGUCGCCGCCGUCUAAAACGAAGAUGUUUUCCAGAGCUGUCUGCCCUGCCGCAGGCAUGCCUUCUUAAACUCUCAGUCAGCCGCCGAGCAUCUUGAGCAGUCCGAAACUUACUCCCCAGCGGUUCAGGGAAGAGAGGAAGGCCCCUCUCGGGCUGGGGGCAGCAAGGCGCGGUGGUCUGGAGAUGUGCUGGACAUCAGGCGGGAAAGGACUGGUGAGAACGAGCCUCCGUCCUUGCCGUUCCCUGUCUUCUUCAUUUAAGGGCAGAGAUCCUAAUUUUUUUCAAGAGUUUUGGAGGUCUGGAGAAGUGAAGCAGUUGUAUAUACGGGUUGCACUAGCUGCUGGCGCUGUGGCAGCAGUGGGGCUUACCAGCUCACCAGCACCUCGACUCCUAUUUCAUGGCGCCAGAAAUGAUUGAGUCCGAUGACUGUUUUGCACUUUCAGGUAAAUAUGCCAAGUCCUGAACCCAGGAGUAGCCUCGGGUCUGUUACAGACAGAAUGGAUAUUGGCUUCAGAAAACCUUGAACCUCAUGAUUAUAUUAAAAAUGUCUAAUAUAUUCAAAGCUCAGAUCGUGGUCAUUUUCAGAUCUUAGAGCAAAAUUAUCACAACAUUUCACCAUUUAUAGUCACAUAAAUAUGUUGGUCUCCUCUACUGUGCGUCAUUUGCACACACUGUUAUUAGAAUCAACUGGCACCCUCACUGAAAUGUUUAUAAUGACUUCAAGGUAUUAUGGGAGUUAUAGAUCUGCCAGCCUGGCACUUUAAUUCUUGAGGGCCCAUGCUUUUCUUAAAGUUACAAGUGCAGUUGCCACAGAACAUCUACAUAAUGCAG
Corvus hawaiiensis (hawaiian crow) is the source of this 2655-nucleotide messenger RNA. RefSeq lists its product as uncharacterized. NCBI's taxonomy places the organism in Eukaryota, Metazoa, Chordata, Aves, Passeriformes, Corvidae. The record is from RefSeq and is a predicted model, not a curated record. The transcript has 2 exons. The coding region runs from base 73 to 687 and encodes 204 amino acids.